AUGGAGUUUAAGCGAGCGAACGCGUGCUUGCGAUAUGAUUAUCAGAUGAUUAAUGUGGAUGGAGAAGAAAAAGAAGUGGUCAAUCAUGGAAUUCAGAACGAAAAGGAAGCAGGAUUUGUUCUGGUCAUGUACCAAUAUCUCCGUUUGUGUGGAUAUCCCGCAGAGAAGAUCACAUUACUGACUCCCUACAAUGGUCAGAAGGAACUGCUUCGAAGUUAUCUCCGCGAGUAUUGCAGAAAGAAUCCGCUCUUUGGAAUGCCAAGCAAAAUCUCCACGAUCGAUAAAUACCAAGGGCAGCAGAACGAUAUCGUGCUUCUGUCUCUGGUUCGAACGCGUUCUGUCGGAUAUCUGCGCGAUGUGCGCCGUCUCUUAGUGGCCGUUUCAAGAGCGAGACUGGGACUGUAUGUGUUCGGAAAGGCUUCGUUGUUCCGCGAGUGUUUGGAGCUGCAGGAGAUCAUGCGUCCUCUCCUCCAAAGACCGCUGAUGCUUCAGCUCGUGGAGAAUGAGUACUAUCCUUGUGAGAGAGGCGUGGACGAUGAGCGAGUUUCGAAGUUCAGAGUGGCGAGCAUUUGA
Blastocystis hominis is the source of this 573-nucleotide messenger RNA. RefSeq lists its product as hypothetical. Lineage: Eukaryota; Bigyra; Opalinata; Blastocystidae. Gene Ontology annotation, molecular function: mRNA binding. The record is from RefSeq and is a predicted model, not a curated record. Gene Ontology annotation, cellular component: catalytic step 2 spliceosome.